This is a messenger RNA of Cryptotermes secundus, 3149 nucleotides long. Its product is annotated as peptidylprolyl isomerase domain and WD repeat-containing protein 1. Bases 212 to 1123 code for a protein of 303 amino acids. NCBI's taxonomy places the organism in Eukaryota, Metazoa, Arthropoda, Insecta, Blattodea, Kalotermitidae. The transcript has 6 exons. Gene Ontology annotation, molecular function: peptidyl-prolyl cis-trans isomerase activity. Gene Ontology annotation, biological process: protein peptidyl-prolyl isomerization. The record is from RefSeq and is a predicted model, not a curated record.
UGUAGUUCUGCCUGCACUUAGUGAAACCCUCUGAAGGGAUUUCUGAAAACAGGGAACAAACUGAGAAUGAGAUCCAGUUUGCCAAUCAUAUGCUAACUAAUGAUUGAAUUUCUAAUAAGUCAUGCAGUUCAAUAAGCUUUUAAUAUAGUUGUGUGAAGAAGUAGAAUCAUGGUUAAAUACUACUCUCUUUUUUCUCUCUCUCUUUUCAAGGAUGGCAGCAGAACGUGACUUAGAAAAGUCUGAGGCCAUAAAUUUGGGAAAUAUAAUCUUUGAUGAGAGUGGUUAUUUUGUGUUAUAUGCCACCAUGUUGGGAGUGAAAGUGGUUAACUUGUAUACCAACAAAUGUGUGAAGACCAUUGGAAAACCCGAAAACUUAAGGCCUCUGAAGUUAGCUUUAUACCAAGGACGUGCAAGGAAGUCAAAAGCAGCAGUAACAGUGGAAAUGGAGGCCUCUGAAAACCCAACUUUAGACUCUAUCCAUUCAGAUCCCACACUGUUUUGCACUGCAUUCAAGAAGAACAGGUUCUAUAUGUUCUCAAGGCGAGAACCUGAAGAUACCAAGGGCCAAGAUGCAGAACGAGAUAUCUUCAAUGAGAAACCAUCCAAAGAAGAUAUCAUAUCUGCAACAGAAGCCCCAGGUGUUCAGCGUUUGUAUGACAGUGCAAUUAUCCAUACAGCACUGGGAGACAUUCAUCUCAAGCUCUUUGCCAAAGAGUGUCCUAGGGCUGUGGAAAACUUCUGUGUGCACAGUAAAAAUGGCUACUACAAUGGUCAUAUUUUCCAUCGAGUCAUCAAGGGGUUUAUGGUUCAAACUGGAGACCCUACAGGGACAGGCACUGGAGGACAGAGCAUAUGGGGUGGAGAAUUUGAAGAUGAAUUCCACCCAAACCUGAGACAUGAUCGACCAUACACUUUAAGCAUGGCAAAUGCAGGUGCUAAUACAAAUGGCAGCCAGUUUUUCAUCACUGUUAUACCAACACCAUGGUUAGACAACAAGCAUACAGUGUUUGGACGAGUUGUGAAGGGAAUGGAAGUAGUGCAGAAUAUUAGCACUGUGAAAACAAAUCCAAAGACAGAUAAACCAUAUGAUGACAUUCAGAUUGUAAGCAUAAGUUUAAAGUGAAUAUGGACUGGCGACAAACAUAUUCAGCUCUGAGUUAAAUCAAAUAAAAUGCUUAGCUGGAUAUAUCCACAUUACCCAUGUAUGAAAUGGAGAUCUCAGUGCCAUGUAAAGCUUCAAGACACCUUGAAUGGCACUGGUGGUGUUUCUGUCUCAGAUCUCCACAACUGAUAGUUAUAUUGUUGAAGAUGGGAAUUAAAGUGUUUCAAGGUGAGGUGACCUCCAUUGUCUAGCAUUUAUACAACUUUUAUAAAAGUCCAUCACUUAAUGUAACAUUAAUGUCUGUAAUUGAAUCAGAAGGCUAACAGACAGACCAGCAGCUUUUUAACAGAUUUUCUUUAUAACAUGAUAUCUGAAAAUGAAUAAAAGGAAUUUAUGAAUGAAAUAAAAAAUAACCACCGAGAUCUCUUGUCAGCACACAUUCCUUUUCCCCAGUUUGUGGUGGCAGUGGGAAGGUAUUCUCUGUAAUACAGUUUAAUUUAUAUUGUCUGUAAAACACUGUAAUUAUAUAUAUAUUAUUUUAAUAAAACUGCAAUAAAGACCAACUUGUAGAUAGGUAAUCUUCAAAAACUUGUUUAAGAGGUGAGAUGUAAAGUGAAAAAUUAUUUCCAUGAUAGUGGCAGAUGUUAAAGUCUUGUAUGGUAAGUAUACCCUCCAUAAUAACCAUGUUCCAGCUAACAUUUUUGUAAAUAAAUAAAAGGAAUGUGGUCCAGAUGCUUUAUGGACUGACUAAAUUUUACAAUGUAGCCGUCUGUUGUGGAAAUGGUAAAAUCUGUAUAAAUGCAUCCUGUCCUAGCAAUACAUAUUGCUUUCUUCACUGUUUUAGAGACUACAGCAUUUUAUAUUACUGUUCUGCUUCUAUUGCUCUGUUAGAUACUGUAACUAUACUUAAUUUUUGUACACUUUUACUGAAAUAGAAUUAUUAAACAUGAAUUCCAAUGAUAAGUUCAUGUUCAACAGUUCACUGUCACCGCCUCAAUGGACCUAGAAGGCUUAGAACAACGAUGAAGUAUUUGCAUCACCAUGGCAUUAUAUAGACAGAGCUUUUCCAUUCUUUUUUAUCCUCCCAUAAGCACUGUUAUUGUAUCUGUAUCCACUCUUUGCUUACCGGCAUCUGUCAUAUCUGCAUGUUAUCUUUGACCCCUGUUUACUCUUUGUUAAGUAUGUUAUGUUUUACAGCUCUAACAUUUGUCCAUACCUCUGUAUCCUAAAUUUGACAGUCUCUUCUUGUAGUGUUUCUUCUUUCAGAACUUCCCGAAUGUAAUGACUUCAAGUCCUUAUUUCUUGUUAUUCACUUCUGAAUAUUUAAAGAUUCUCCAUCUGUGCAGUGUGUAGUGUACUUAAUUUCUUACAGAAUGUAGUUUCAUAAUUUGUUCUUACUGCAGGAACCAAGUAGAUGUUUCAAUAACAAGUGUGCAGUGGGAUAUUUUAACAAGCAAAAGUCAUUAAAGAGUUCUAUUUUCUGAGAUAUAACAGUAUGUAGGCUAUUACAAAUCAGCCGAUAUUUCAUCUGAAACGUCUGUUGUGUUUCAAUGGACUAUACAGCUUUAUGUAUAUCUUCAAGUCCACCACUGUGGGAGCCUCAGUUCAUACAAAAAUCAUUAAAAUGCUGAAAUUUCUGUUGAGAUCUGCCAUGACUUACUCCACAUUUGGGGGGAAGGAGUGACAGAUUUCUUUGAAAGCUUCUUACAGCCCCCCCCCUCCAUAUUCUGUAAGUUGGAGGGACAGCUGUUUCUAAUUUCACCAUAAACUGUCAAGAAAUUGGGCCAUUCAUCCUUAGCUGUGUAAUAUUUUCUUUUCAGACAUGGUCCUUGAGUCUGUGCUUCAUAAUUAAUUUUGAGCAGUCUGUGUGUCCCUACACUAUAUAGGUGUGGCAAAUUAAUUUCUUACUGUAGUCCAAAAAUUGUGAAUAUGGAUUUAGUCUCAAGUUCAGCCAGAAUAUGUGUGCUCCUUAGAUAGCCGUUGCCAUUUUAAUUGGAACUAUUUCAUGACAGCCACUGUUUAGUGUAAAUUACUCUUGGACCUCAAG